AUGACCACCCCGCUUCGCCCUCACGCCCGCCACUCUGUCCCUACCGCUCGUGCCUCGUCUCAUGUGCCCUCGACGUCCCCCGCUGCCGGUGCGACCGAGUCUUCGGCACGUGCCGUCGUGCCCGCGGCCGAGCCAGUGACCAGGACGUCAAACGGCGGCGGGGAGCAACAUCCCAGUCUCGGAAACACUUCCAAUGCUUCUCCCCGCACCCCUCGCACGCCAUCCAGCCCACGCUCCUUUGCUCAAGUUGCUGCGGCAAUUCCUGCCGCCGCCACUGCCGCAUCUUUGGCCCCUGUGACCGAGGAUUUGUCAGCAUCGGUGCCCUCUGAGCCAAAUGGCAGCGGGGAGCAGCAACCCUCGCCCAAGUCCAUAGGGCAGACACAUCAUUCGAUUCCCAACACACCAUCGGAUUUUUUGACCAUGUCUUCGGACGAAAGCGACUCCCCUCCUCGCUCCACCGCACUCCGCGCGCCCACCCCUAUCGCCCCUCCCGCGCAUGAUGGUGACGGUGACACAAACGGCAGUGCCACGCCUGAGCCAUUGGUGCAAUCACCUACACCCGCUCAAAUGGUGCUGCCAUAUCCAUCGGGUACACGACAAACCCAUUCCGAUCCCUCUCCGCCCUCUGCUUCACCCCCUGCCUCUGCCAUUUUGCCCGUUGCCGUUUCACAUCCUGUCGAACACAGUGAGCAUACAAACUCAGCCCCACUUGGCGAAGUCAGUGAGAGUGAAACACACAAUACAGCGGGCGAACACAGUGAGAGUGAGCAAGAUGUUCUUCUCAGCGAUCCCGCUCCGCCCAUCGCUGCCAACGUGCUGGAUGCCCAGCGCAAGGUCCUGCUAAAGACAUCUGGCCACAGGCAACUCCUCGCCUGCCCAUUUGGGCUUUGCAAAUGCAAGGGGCCCCGCCUUGACCGCAAAGCCUGGGUCAAUCAUGUACUACGCGAGCACCCCUACGACGAGCAAGCCACUGAUAUGGUCAAGCAGGUGAUGGAGGCCAAAUUGGUCGCCCAGUGCAACAAGUGUCACCUCUUCUUCGAAGCUACUGGUAUCAGUCAACACCGCUCCCGAUGUGGUGCCAAUCUGAAGCGAGCGACCGAGGUGUUGUUUCAUGCGGCUGGACACGACCUGCUUGAGAUUAUGCGUGGCGCUUGGCCCCAACAGUGUGUAGGGUCUCGCAUCAGUGUCUGCGAGCUGCUCAAGCUCGCCCGGCAUCCACUGAUGCAGCGCAGCCGCUACCCAUCCAACGCCACCGAGACCAAGCUGAUGGCUGCCACCCUGAGCCAGCUGUAUUGGUCUGCCGUCCACUCGGACUAUACCGCUGAAGAGCGAGAGAUGUGCUGGGCUUUGAUUUUGGCCUUGCCUAGCAUGUUGUUGUCUGCUCCCUCGACCGCACUGUCUACGAUUGACCUGCGCAAUAUGUUUCACGAUCGUCUCCGUUGGCUUGUGACGGGGCAACUAGGUCGGGUCGUGGACGCCAUGCGCAAGGCAGUCGCACGCAAGCAGAGCCGUCGAGGACAGCUGAACGCCGGCGCGGGCGCCCACCCGAACGACGCAGUCGACCAGAGCCUCAGGUCACUCGUCCGCGACCCGGACCUGGCGGACGAAGCCUGGGCAAACCACGUCACGAACCGUCUGAACCGAGGUGGAAACACACACACAGUGGAGACAGAGAAUGGACUAUCACACUGA
Monosiga brevicollis MX1 is the source of this 1692-nucleotide messenger RNA. RefSeq lists its product as uncharacterized. Gene Ontology annotation, biological process: translation. Gene Ontology annotation, cellular component: ribosome; mitochondrial small ribosomal subunit. The record is from RefSeq and is a predicted model, not a curated record. The transcript has 2 exons. Lineage: Eukaryota; Choanoflagellata; Craspedida; Salpingoecidae. Gene Ontology annotation, molecular function: structural constituent of ribosome; RNA binding. Bases 1 to 1692 code for a protein of 563 amino acids.